CAAGCGCCAUUCGCGAAUGCGGCUGCUAUGAUCCAAGAUCCAAGCGAUCGAUCAUCGGGCAAUCUUCCCUCUCAUGGAGCGGCAUCCAAUCCAUUUCUUCGCGGAGCUCUUGGCAGCGUGGCAGUCGAGAGAGCGAGGAGCUAAAACAAGCCUGGAUUCGUAGAGAGUCAAGGUUUACGUGACUGAAUUUCUCAGCGAAUUUUUUCUUUUUUUCUUGUUUCCAGUGAAGCACGGAAGCGUACUGCUCGUACUGGCCGGAGUGGAAACCAAGAACAACAAUGAUGGUGCACGGCAUGGAGUCUGUGCGCGAUAGCUCUCUGGAACAAACUUUACGAAAGCUAUGGCCCCGGUCGCUUUCUCUUGCACACUGAUGGAUGGGCGUGGACGAUUCGCACGGCACGCUCACGCUUCUGGCUCUUUCAGUGACAAGGCGAUGAACUACGACCAAGUGAAGCUCCGAGAUGGGAGGUGUCUGGCCUACAAAGAAUUCGGGGUCGACAGGAACUCGGCGAGAUUCAAGGUGGUGGUCAUUCAUGGGCUUGGCAGUUCUCGCGACGCUCUUUUCCCGUGCUCACAGGAGCUUGCGGACGAGCUGGGACUUUACAUGGUCGGAUUCGAUCGAGCUGGCUAUGGACACAGCGACCCUUUUCCGCAAAGAUCUGUGAAGUCCGAAGCGCUCGACAUCCAGGAUUUGGCAGACCAGCUUCAACUCGGUGCGAAGUUCCACAUCAUAGCAAUCUCGAUUGGUGGCUACUCGGCAUGGUCGUGUCUCAAAUACAUUCCACACAGGAUUGCUGGAGCGGCACUUGUUGCUCCAGCCAUCAACUACUGGUGGCCGUGCUUGCCACCAUCUCUUUCUCACCAGGCUUUCAGCGCUCGAUCGUUUCUAGACAAGUGUGGCCUUCGACUGGCUCACUACUUCCCCGGCCUCUACACCUGGUGGAGCAGCCAGAGAUGGCUAGAACCCGGCAUUUCCAGGCUCGACAAGGUGGACCAGACCAUCCUGGCCAGUCCCAGCAUCCUCAAGCACCGAAGCCAAGCCCAACGCCAGGGAGCCCAGGAAUCCACCGCGAGAGACAUCCUCGUCCAGUUUGCGAGCUGGGAAUUCGAUCCAAGCCAGGUGGAGCAGCCGGGAGAGGGAAUUCGCGUGGAUAUCUGGCAGGGCGAUCGAGAUUACUUGGUUCCGGCGCUCCUCCAGCGUUGCAUCCACGAAAGAUUGCCCUGGACCGGCUAUCACGAGCUCCCAGAAAUGGGCCACUUGUUCUUCCUCCUCCCGGGGCGUGGCGAGGAGAUUAUCCGCACGCUGCUAAUCUAACCACGCGUAUUAUUCUAAUCUGAUCUCGUUUAGUCUAAACUUGUAUUAAGACAAGAUUAGUUUUUAAAGUAAUAUUGAUUAGUUUAAAAUUA
This is a messenger RNA of Selaginella moellendorffii, 1407 nucleotides long. RefSeq lists its product as uncharacterized. Bases 341 to 1315 code for a protein of 324 amino acids. The record is from RefSeq and is a predicted model, not a curated record. Lineage: Eukaryota; Viridiplantae; Streptophyta; Lycopodiopsida; Selaginellales; Selaginellaceae. The transcript is spliced from 6 exons.